UUUCUUUAUUUGACAGAAGUGGUAAAGUGGUAAAAUUUGCUGGUCGCAGAGUUUCACAAAUUCUUGUUUAAAAAUGUCGCUGGUUAAUGUCGUUCUGCGCCGUGCCAUCUCGCAAUCUGCGGCUCGCCAGGCCCAGUCCCAUGCUGCCACAGCCGGUGGACACGGAGGCGGCUAUAAGGUUUGGAAGAACCUGUCUUUCUUCGUGGCCAUUCCAGCCGUUGGAUUGUGCAUGUUGAACGCUUAUCUGGCACAUGAAGCUGAACACGGCCAUGCCCGUCCGGAAUUCAUUGCCUAUGAGCAUUUGCGCAUCCGUAACAAGCGUUUCCCGUGGGGCGAAGGCCAGAAGAGCUUGUUCCACAACGCCCAUGCCAAUGCCCUGAAGGAUGGCUAUGAGCAUUAAUGCGACUCGACGCGGGAUUCCCACAGGAAAGUCUUUAAUGUUAUUAGGAUACAAAAGUCAGAAUGGAAUAAAAGCCUAAAAGUUA
Messenger RNA from Uranotaenia lowii, 485 nucleotides. RefSeq names its product cytochrome c oxidase subunit 6A, mitochondrial (gene levy). The transcript is spliced from 2 exons. The record is from RefSeq and is a predicted model, not a curated record. Gene Ontology annotation, cellular component: mitochondrial inner membrane. Gene Ontology annotation, molecular function: enzyme regulator activity. Gene Ontology annotation, biological process: mitochondrial electron transport, cytochrome c to oxygen. The coding region runs from base 74 to 400 and encodes 108 amino acids. Lineage: Eukaryota; Metazoa; Arthropoda; Insecta; Diptera; Culicidae.